Scophthalmus maximus (turbot) is the source of this 2028-nucleotide messenger RNA. RefSeq names its product chemokine (C-X-C motif) receptor 3, tandem duplicate 2 (gene cxcr3.2). The record is from RefSeq and is a predicted model, not a curated record. Bases 134 to 1267 code for a protein of 377 amino acids. Gene Ontology annotation, biological process: chemotaxis; G protein-coupled receptor signaling pathway; immune response. Gene Ontology annotation, cellular component: membrane. The transcript is spliced from 2 exons. Gene Ontology annotation, molecular function: chemokine receptor activity. NCBI's taxonomy places the organism in Eukaryota, Metazoa, Chordata, Actinopteri, Pleuronectiformes, Scophthalmidae.
CUCUUUUAGACAAGUGUAGACUGAGAGAAACGUAACAAAGGGAUGUGUAGCUCAUGUGUUGAUGAGCGGAUCGUGAUCUCUUGACUCUUGGAAGGGUUUCAGGUGUUCUGCUGCCUCCCCGUUUGCCACAAAUAUGGAUCUGGUCACACCAACCGCAUAUGAUUACUGGAUCUUUGACUAUGAAGACAGUUACACCUCGUCCCCUGAAACGAGCAAGACGCGCGCGGCCCCGUGCUCGCAGGAGGACAUCUACGGCUUUGCAAAGCUGUACUCCCCUGUCGUGUACACGCUGGUGUUCCUCCUGGCUGUUGUGGGCAACGUGCUGGUGCUCUGCGUGAUCCGACGCUACCGAAACUCUCAGACUGGCGGCGCAUGCGCCUUCUCUCUGACCGACACCUUCCUCCUUCACCUGGCCAUUUCCGACCUGCUGCUGGCCUUCACCCUGCCCCUGUUUGCCGUGCAGUGGGCCCACCAGUGGGUGUUCGGUUUGUCAGUUUGCAAGAUCUCCGGUGCCCUAUUCUCCCUCAACCGCUACAGUGGCAUCCUCUUCCUGGCCUGCAUCAGCUUCGACCGGUACCUGGCCAUCGUUCACGCAGUCAGCUCCGGCUGGAAGCGCAACACGUGCCAUGCCCAAAUUGCAUGCGCCGUCAUCUGGGUGGGCUGCCUGGGCCUGAGCGGGGUGGACAUUACUUUCAAACAGGUCGUGGGUGUGAACACGGUUGGCCAGCAGAGGACGCUGCUGUGCCAGGUGUGGUUCCCCGAUAACUCACAGUGGCAGGUGGGGCUGCAGCUGCUCAGCGUGGUUCUAGGUUUUGGGCUCCCUUUGUUGAUCAUGCUCUACUGCUACAUCCGCAUCUUCAGGUCUCUGUGCAAUGCCACUCGCCGCCAGAAGCGCAAGUCCCUCCGCCUCAUCGUCUCCCUGGUGUCUGUGUUUGUCGUCUGCUGGGCACCGUACAACUGCUUCCAGCUGGCAGAUAGUCUGCACAGGUUGGGGGCCGUGACAGGGGGAUGCCAGUUCGGCCGUGUGGUGGACAUUGGGACUCUGAUCACUGAAAGCCUGGGGCUGACGCACUGCGCCCUGAACCCUCUGCUGUACGGCUUUGUGGGGGUGAAGUUCAGGAGGGAGCUGGCAAGAAUGUGCAAGGGGAUGCUGGGACCGAGAGGCUUGCUGGGGAUGAAGGGAUGGAGGCAAAGGAGGCUCAGAAGACCGACGGGCUCCUUCAGUUCUGCAGAAAGUGAAAACACCUCCUUCUCUGUCAUGGUGUGACACUGGUUAGGGACACAAGAAUAAAGAGGGAUUGUGUGUGACAGUGGGAGAUUUGAUGUGAGAGAAAAGUAGAGGGAAAAUUUGUGAAUUCAGAAUGGAAGGACUGAAUGAAAAAGACAGAGAGUCUGUUUAAAAUGUUCUCAUAGGGUAAAGUUCUCCGCCCAUUUCUGCCAUCUUGAUUUCUGUGAUGUAUAUCUUUGCCAGGGCUGUUGGUGUCGUGCAGCUGACUGCAUGUUGUUUUGUUGCUGCUCUUGUUUUUAGAAGGAUACUGUUGUAAAAUUACGACGUGAGAGCAAAUCAGACCGACACCUCCCACAUGCUGAUGCUGUCACGUAACCUUUAUCAAUUUUUUGUGUACAUGCGUCAAAUCUGUUGAAACAUGUAUUUCUUCAUACUCACAUAAAAACGCUUGUUCAGCGCUUCAGAUGUAGCCUGCAGCUUCAGUAGUCAGACUCGAAUGUCACAUCCUCCCACUCAACAGAUUUCUUUUUCUUAUCGGAUUCCACUCUCAAAUGGUUUGCAGCUGAUAAACCACAGUGAAAUUUGUUGUGUAUGUUGAAAAGUUUUGUGUUGAGAUUCCAGUUGUUAAUGUUCCACUAUUUUCUACUCUUACAGCUGUUCUCUCAGCCAUGUAAGAUAAUUACUCUGUGCUCCGAAAGAAGAAAUUAUCUUCUCUAAAUUUUCUAUGUGUGCUGUUUAAAACCCAACUUCUUUAUGGGAUAUACAAAGAUUUGUUUAAUAAAUAUUUUGGGAUAAGUGUC